CCGGCCGCCGUGUUGCCUAGCAACCGGGCUUCAAGGACGCGUCUGACGGGCCUCCAGGCCUCUGGCUACCAAACCUCCGGGCUCUGUACCAGCUGCGUUCGCUUCCGACACCAUGUCGGUGCGGACGCUACCGCUGCUCUUCUUGAACCUGGGUGGGGAGAUGCUUUACAUCCUGGAUCAGCGGCUGCGAGCCCAGAACAUCCCGGGAGACAAGGCCCGAAAAGUUCUGAAUGACAUCAUCUCAACCAUGUUCAAUCGAAAGUUUAUGGAGGAAUUGUUCAAACCCCAAGAGCUCUACUCCAAAAAGGCCCUGAGGACAGUCUAUGACCGCCUGGCUCACGCCUCCAUCAUGAGACUAAACCAGGCCAGCAUGGAUAAGCUCUAUGACCUGAUGACAAUGGCUUUCAAAUAUCAAGUAUUGCUGUGUCCUCGUCCCAAGGAUGUGUUGCUGGUCACUUUCAAUCAUUUAGAUGCCAUCAAGGGAUUCAUCCAAGACUCCCCAACCCUCCUGCAUCAAGUGGAUGAGACUUUCCAGCAGCUGACUGAAAUAUACGGGGGCUUCUCUGCGGGGGAGUUCCAGCUGAUCCGGCAGACGCUCCUUAUCUUCUUCCAGGACCUGCAUAUCAGGGUGUCCAUAUUUCUAAAGGACAAAGUUCAGAAUUCCAACGGUCGCUUUGUGUUGCCAGUGUCUGGGCCUCUUCCCUGGGGAACCAAAGUUCCCGGACUCAUCAGGACGUUCAACAACAAAGGCGAAGAAGUGAGGAAGGUAGAAUUCAAGCACGGCGGGAGCUAUGUCGCUGCCCCCAAAGAAGGGUCUUUUGAACUCUAUGGAGACCGAGUCCUGAAACUGGGAACUAAUAUGUACAGUGUGAACCGGCCCGUGGAAACCCAUAUGUCUGGAGCAUCAGAGAACUUAGCUGCACAGACACAGGAAAGCAUUGCUCCAAACCCUCUUGCUAAAGAAGAGCUGAAUCUCUUGGCCAGGCUGAUAGGAGGCAUGGAGAUUAAGAAACCCAGUGGCCCUGAGCCAGGAUUCCGGUUGAAUCUCUUCACCACUGACGAAGAGGAAGAACAGGCAGCGCUAACCAGGCCAGAAGAGUUAUUCUAUGAAGUUAUCAACAUCCAAGCUACUCAGGACCAGCAGACGAACGAAGAGCUGGCUCGGAUCAUGGGGGAGUUUGAGAUCUUGGACCAGCCAAGGCGGAGUGCCAGCAAGGGCGAUGAUUUGCUUGCCAUGAUGGAUGAGUUACAGCUGUGCUGACCAGGCACGACCCUCCCCCUAUGGAGAGGCUUCUUGAUGAGGACCCUGGGGGACGUCCCCAGGGAGCCAAAUGAUGCUGCUAGUUUUCUACUAAGUGAAGCCCUUCCUUACCUCUUGUUCCUGUUUAUGUCCUAACGAACUGUGCGGGUCUCCCUCAGGGAGCACAGUCUCUGGAAGGCACACACACAUUCAUAUUUUCAGCAAAAUAUAUUCUGGCUUUUAAAUUGGA
Messenger RNA from Lipotes vexillifer (Yangtze River dolphin), 1490 nucleotides. It is a transcript of the gene OSCP1, whose product is annotated as organic solute carrier partner 1. Gene Ontology annotation, cellular component: plasma membrane; cytoplasm. The transcript has 10 exons. Gene Ontology annotation, biological process: transport. Bases 113 to 1261 code for a protein of 382 amino acids. NCBI's taxonomy places the organism in Eukaryota, Metazoa, Chordata, Mammalia, Artiodactyla, Lipotidae. The record is from RefSeq and is a predicted model, not a curated record.